AAAAAAAAAAAAAAAAUCAAGGUAAACAACUCGCUCCUACCGACUCAGUUAGAGUCUCAAACGAUUCUUACCCUGACCCAGAACUCGAGAUGAAAGGCGGUCAAACCAAAUCCGAAGCGACGAGCACCGAUCAGAGACUCAAAACCAGAGGAAGGAAGAAGAAGACGCCGACGAAAGACCCAAACAAACCUAAGAGACCUCCAAGCGCCUUCUUCGUCUUCCUAGAUGAUUUCCGACGAGAGUUCAACGCGGCGAACCCUAACAACAAGUCCGUCGCCGCCGUUGGUAAGGCUGCUGGAGUUAAGUGGAAGUCUAUGAGUGAGGAAGAGAAAGCUCCUUACGCUUCCAAGGCGGAGAGCAGGAAGAGUGAGUAUGUCAAGAGUAUGCAACAGUACAACAUGGGACUGGCUAGUGGAACCAACCGAGGUGAAGAUGAAGAAUCCAAGUCUGAAGUGGACGAAGCUGGAGGAAGCGAGGAGGAGGAAGAAGACGACGAUUAAGGAGGGUUCUAGUUGUUGCCAUUGACUGACUCAGAUUUGAGGAUGGAAUUAGCAAAAUUUAAUUAGAUGUUGUGACCUUAAAACUGAAAAAACUGGUUAUGCUCUGUGUGUUUGUAAUAUUAAGAACCUUAUUUGCUUCUCUUCUUUGUCUUUAGCUCAGUUGUACUAUGGAUUUAGUCUAAGCGUUUGACUUCUACUUAUGGUAUUGUUGACUUCUCUUUGACUUUUGUCAACUUGUUGUGCUCUCUUCUGGUAAUGGUAUAUUGUUGUUUGACUCUUGUGUAGGAUCAUUUUCCACGGAAAUUUUGAUCGAACGUUUGGU
This is a messenger RNA of Eruca vesicaria subsp. sativa (arugula), 822 nucleotides long. The record is from the annotation of a GenBank genome assembly. Lineage: Eukaryota; Viridiplantae; Streptophyta; Magnoliopsida; Brassicales; Brassicaceae.